This is a messenger RNA of Rodentolepis nana, 579 nucleotides long. NCBI's taxonomy places the organism in Eukaryota, Metazoa, Platyhelminthes, Cestoda, Cyclophyllidea, Hymenolepididae. The record is from the annotation of a GenBank genome assembly.
AUGUUGGAUUUUGUUGAAUGUAUUGCCAAAGAGGCUGGGUCUCUUAUCCUAGAUGCUUUCGAUAAACCACCGUCCUUCCACGAGAAAGUUUCCUACGCUGAUCUAGUAACCGAUACUGAUCAACAGGUUGAGGAGUUGAUUAAGACCAAUAUUCAUAAAAAAUAUCCCUCGCAUAAAAUCAUAGCAGAAGAAAGUGCUUCUGGGCGAUCAACAUUAACAUCCGAACCUACAUGGAUUAUUGAUCCUAUAGAUGGAACGUCCAAUUUCGUUAGCAAAUUCCCAUUUUGUGCUGUGAGCAUUGGGUACUUUAAAGAUAAGCAAGCCCAGUGUGCCGUUGUUUUCAACCCAAUUUCCAACCAUAUGUUCUUAGCGGAACGUGGCAAAGGAGCUUUCAUGAAUGGGAAGAAAUUAAGUGUUUCUCCAUGCAUCGAUUUGCAUAAUGCCCUUAUUUUAACCGAUUGGGGUGGUGAUAGAAAUGCCGCAAACUUAGAUACCAAGGCUGCUAAUAUUCGUCGUCUUAUUUCUGAAGCUCGAGGAUCAACCAUUCGGCGUUUAACUUGUGUCCAUGGCGAGAAGUGA